Molecule: messenger RNA, 1053 nt
Organism: Ipomoea nil (Japanese morning glory)
Lineage: Eukaryota; Viridiplantae; Streptophyta; Magnoliopsida; Solanales; Convolvulaceae
Exons: 3
Coding region: 68-913 (281 amino acids)
Source: RefSeq, a predicted model, not a curated record
AGUAAUAAUACUGUAAUACGAAAAUAAAACAGCGGAUAAAGUGAGUAUUGUCUAUUCCCAAAUAGAAAUGCAAACCAAGGUGAGCUUCCAUUUUCCAAUAGACUGGCAAUAUCCGGCAGGGCGCCGGUUGCCGUACUACUGCUGUGUGCGAGCCGGUUUCCAUUCCUAUACACCCACAGCCCCUGCCCCAGCCCUAAUUUUCUGCACAAACCCUAACCUUACUUGUCGGAAAUAUUCACCGGCCAAAUUUACAUCUUCUGCAAAAUGGGGUUCGAACGCUUCGCCAGACGGCGUCGAGGUUUCGUGUUCGGAUGGCUUCUCUGAGGCGGGCGGGGAAGUUGUACUCGAUGAUGGCAUUGAACUUGUGAUUGAAAAGACGGGCAAAAAUCAACGCACGAUUAGGUCCAAAGUUGCCGUGAAUGCCAGCCUCCAGACUGUCUGGGACGUCCUGACGGAUUAUGAAAGAUUAGCAGACUUCAUUCCUGGUCUUGCAGUCAGCCAGUUGCUUCAGAAAGAGCCCAAUUUCGCCCGUCUUUUUCAGAUUGGACAACAAAACAUUGCAUUUGGGAUGAAAUUUGAUGCUAAAGGUAUUUUAGAUUGUUACGAGAAAGAUCUCCAAAUCCUUCCAUAUGGUCAAAGGCGUGAUAUUGACUUUAAGAUGAUAGAAGGUGACUUUCAAGUCUUUGAAGGAAAGUGGUCGGUUGAACAGUGCAAUACAUGGGGAGAACCUCGUGAUUCUUCAGUAUGCCAAGAAUUACAUACAACUCUAUUCUAUGUUGUCCGCGUGGAGCCUAAGUUAUGGUUGCCCGUACGCAUUCUUGAAAGUAGAAUCUGUAACGAGAUCAAAGUUAACCUAACUUGUGUUCGAGAAGAAGCACAGAGAAUGUAUCACAGCAAUCGUCCAUCUGUUUAGUGGCUUUGUAAUUAUUAUACUAUUGUUAAUUCCGUUUUUUUUUUUCUUCUCACAAAUGAAUUCUACAUUUAUUAGACCUUAAUUCGAGAAUUGGACACAAUUAACAGGGAUGAAAUUACAAUGAUUUUUUACCAUGGAAA